AUGGCGGUGGCGACGAGCCUCGCUUCGCUUCUGGAGCAGCUCAAAGUGGAGGAGCCAUACCUUCCGCCGCGAAAUUGGGAAUCCUUACAUUCUCAGAGCGGCCGAUUUCCUCUUCCGACUCGUGCUUCUGCUUCUCCUUCCUCUGUUACUGAAUCAAGCUUGGUUAGGCUGGCCUUGAAUGCUCUGCAAGGUGUUGAGUCUUCUCUUCUCAGCAUUGAGAAAAUCUCUUCUGCAUUAUGCUCUGAGCCAGCUGACAGGACCCUCCACAAAAUUCCGAGCUUGUGGCAUCGGUUGUCAAGCACUGAUGCGUUGGGCCAGAUUCUUAGAACCAUAGGCUGCUUUGGUUCUUUGGUCUUUCUUCUCCAUAAGUUCGUAGACCAUUUCACCAGCUUGAAGUUGGAUGCUGUUGAGGGACAUGAGAGCUGUGAAAUAGGUGAAAAUGAAGAUAUUUCUUCUGGUAGAGCCAAAAACAACAACUCCUAUACUCUUGUUAAUCAGGCUUUUGCUAUUGCUGUGAGAAAGGUCCUAGAAGGCUAUAUAUCUGGACUGGAUACAUUAUGUGCAUCUAUAGAACUGAGGCGUUCAUCUAACAUUGUGGAUGGGCCUGACAAUUGUUCCUCUUGGUUAGGCUGCCUUACAAACGUAGUUCAUCCAAAGAUUACACUAUUGGAAGUUUUCCUGCAUACUAGAGAGUUAAGAACACAGAUUGAAGCUCUUGCCAACAUAUGUGAUUUGUAUGAUAUAUCACUAUCUUAUUGUGGCUCUCCUUGGGAAUCUCUGAUUACUAAAGCAACCGCGCGAUAUCAUGGUUUCUACAGAGGAAGCGACCUGCUUACUUACUUAUAUUCACAACUACAGGUUGCUGAUCCUGCUCACAGUGCCGUGCUUAAGUUUUUGUUCCUCAAAACAUGUGAGCCAUAUUGUGAGUUUAUAAGAUCUUGGAUAUUUAAAGCCGAGCUUAAUGAUCCUCAUAAGGAGUUCAUUGUGGAAUGUGUCAGUGAAUCGACAUCUUUUUUUUGGAGUAAGCCAGGCAUCUCCCCAUUGAAGAGGGUUACGGAACGAGAGGGAGUGCUUGUUCCAUGUUUCUUGAACGGCUUCUUGGUACCUAUUCUAAGGGCUGGUCAACAGCUCCAAGUAAUUACAAAACUUCUUGAAUUGUGUAAUCUUCCUGCAUCUGGGCACAAAAAUUACACAGAUCUUCUUCCCUGUUGGACGUAUUAUUCUACCAGUCCAGGGUACCCAUCUCCAAUAACUUUCAGCAAAUUACAUAUAGAAGUGAUGAUAAAGGAAAGAGACGAUUACUAUGGCAGAAUGCAAAAAACACUUGGUGACUUUUCAAAAAAGUUUGAACUAUUCCCUGGCCAGGUUCCUGGAGCAAUAUCUGUACCAAUAUCUUAUGGCGACGGAGAAAAAAUUAAGAAAAGUUUGGAUAAUUUCACACUGGAUGAGAGUUUACUAAUUCCUUCAACAGUGGCAAUGGACUUGACCAGGGACCAGAGUGGUUCGGAUUCUGAUGACCAGAAAUCAGAAGACAGAUGGUUUUCAGAGGUAGAUGCGUCAUGCUCAUCUGAAUAUUCAUCGACUAGGGACUCUUUGGAUGCAUUGGAUGUUGGACUCCUGGAUUCACAAAGUACAUUAGUGGGACCUUCACAAAAUUAUUUAUCAGCUCUAUGUUUCUCUGUUGCCUCUGAUGGCAAUUGUAAUCAGAAUCUGGUUCAGCAUAGUGAAUCCGGUUAUAUAGACAAUAACUUUGUGAGGAAAGGUGAGAAGGCAGAUACUCAUUGCCAGUGGAUGGAUACUGAGCCAGAAGAGUCAACUGAAGUAUGUGAGGAUGAUAAAUUUAGGGGACCCCUUUCUAUUAAGUCAUGGCCCCUUGGUGGAUUACCUAGAAAUCCAUUUUGUGCUGAUAAGAAGUACGCUCAAGAUGACAGAGAAUAUCCACGAAUUGAUUCAGGAGCUAGGAUAAAGCAGAGGAACGUAAUGAAUACUGAUGAAAGCACACUAUUUUCAACCGACAAUCCCACUGGUGAUAGUUGUUUGAAGCACGAGAGAAAACAAGAGUUGCUGGAAUACUGUUCCUCAUCAAAAUUAUAUUUGUUGAAAGACGCAAAGGUGAACUAUCCUUACGAGGUGCUCAGUAUGAAUCCUGUGCUAAGAUGUGAUUUCUUGCGCAAGCAUGGAAACACAAAUGGGAGGGACCAGGGAAAAUCAUUGCCUUGGUUUGAUUUUUCUGCAGUGGAUGACCCUUCCAAAACAUGUCUUGCGAGGAUACCUGUAGGUUUCCCUAUUGAUUUACACCUGGAAUCUCAUAGUUCUCAGACUGAUAGAAAGAGUCAUCGCCAUGCCAACCAAGAAUGUGGCCUAGACAGGUUUAAUGUUGAAGAUCCUAAAGUUUCUUGCAGUUAUUUAUCUUCGGGUUUAAAAAGUUGCACUGAAGAAAAAAAAACAGAUGCAUUUGGUGGAAGUAGAUGGGAGGGUAUGCUUCUCAGGUCAAAUAACCCUGAAAUUUGUGCAUCUCGUGAUUGCAUACAGAACUCUGGUACAUUUGAAUUGCCUCUUGAUUUUGUUAUAGACAAGUGUCUACUGCAGGAAAUACGUCUUCAAUAUAACUAUGUCAGUAAGCUAGCGAUCAAGUUGCUCGAAGAAGGAUUUGGCUUGCAAGAACAUCUGCUAGCUCUACGCAGAUAUCAUUUUAUGGAGCUAGCUGACUGGGCAGAUGUAUUUGUAGUGUCCCUCUGGCAUCAUAAGUGGCUUGUUACAGAGGCAGAUAAGAGAAUUGCAGGAAUCCAAGGGUUUCUUGAAUCAUCAAUUCAGAGAUCAUCAUGCGAACGAGACACUUGUAAGGACAGGUUAUUUGUGUACAAAAGACAAGGCACAAUGCAUCUCCCACCAUCAACCAUUGGAGUGCGUUCCUUUGAUUUCCUAGGGUUGGGUUAUCGAGUUGACUGGCCAAUCAGUAUAAUUUUGACAUGUGAUGCGUUGAAAGCAUAUGCUGAUGUAUUUAGUUUUCUGGUUCAAGUGAAACUAGCAGCCUAUGCAUUAACUGAUGUCUGGUGUUCGCUGAAGGAUGUAAGACAUAAGAUGCAUGAGAACAAAGAGGAGAUUGCGAAGCGAGAACUCCGAUGGUUAAACAUAUUGAUGAAACUAAGGCAUCAGGUCAACCAUUUUGUAUCAGCAUUACAGCAAUAUGUACAUUCGGAAUUGUCUCAUGUAUCAUGGUCCAAGUUCCUUUAUUCCCUGAAGCAUAAGGUCAAGGAUAUGAUGGAUCUAGAGUCUGUGCAUAUGGCUUAUCUUAGCGAAGCUCUGCGCAUAUGUUUCCUAUCUGAAGAAACCCGAGUCAUAUCUAACAUGAUAGAGAACAUUCUGCAAUGCGCACUGGACUUCCGGUCUUGUCUUCCCCAGAGUACAGGUGGAGUUCCAAACGAUUCAUGGAAAAAAGCGCUAGGCAUAAACACGUCUCAGGUGAUGAUGGUGAAGAAGAAGUUUGACAAAGAGUUGAAGGAGCUGCAUUUGUGUCACCUGAGAUCACCAAAACAUGGGAGGUGUGGGCUCUCACGCUUCUGGGACUGCCUCAAUUUCAACCUUUACUAUUCAGAUAUCCUUCAUGACUUAUUCCUUAGAACCAAUAUCUGA
Molecule: messenger RNA, 3633 nt
Organism: Arabis nemorensis
Lineage: Eukaryota; Viridiplantae; Streptophyta; Magnoliopsida; Brassicales; Brassicaceae
Source: the annotation of a GenBank genome assembly